CCCCUCUCGCGUGCGUGCGGUGCAGCCGUCUAUUUGUCUAUCGCUCGUGCAGCACCUCCACCUUCGUUCCAAAUGAAGGGCUUCGAAGGGUUUUUCUCCCCGCUUCUAACGCUCCCGACGGACACGAACACCGCACGUCGACCAUGGGAGAGAAUCAACACGAACCUAGGCGACAGCGGUGACCCUACCGGUUCGUCAGAAUCGCCAGCAUCGUCAUCGCAUCUGUCUCAGUUACACCCUGAACUUGCUCCUGUCUCCACGUCGUCGUUCGACUCUAUUCCGAGUCCAGUGAAAGAGAACAAUCCCGAGAACAACCGCGAGCUCAGGCGACGCCUCACGGCGGCAGCAAUGGCGGCAGCGUCACAACGACUUCCACGGCGAGCACCAAAGCACGACGAGUACGACAACGACCACCGUGAAAAUCGCAGAAGCAGACCGGCUCGGACGUGCUUGUGUCGACUCUGCACCGGGUUAUCAGUCUUGGCCUUGGUAGGCAUCGUUCUCGUAACCCAGUUGGUCAUACAUUUCAAGAGCGGCGGCAUACCAGAACAGGUUGAUGAUGUCGUGCGACCGACCUGUGUUGGCGGAACGAGGGCGGUCGACAUCGCGUCUUCUGAACCAGAUCCAAAACACCUAGAAGCCCCUUCGUCCAUUGCGGGUGUACAGACCGGCCUAGGAGACGAAGACGAAGGGCAGGGAGAAUCUGCACCGGCGUUGCCCAAGGGCAAACCGCCGAUUUGGAAGACAACGUCAGUACACGUGCCGAAGGCCACCCAUGACCCCGUCCCCCAUAAGGACAAGCCGGGAGAAGCAGAGGAAGCAGCAGCAGCAGCAGCAGCGGCGGCGGCGGCGGCAGCAACAGCAGCAGCUGCAGACGACGAAGAUUCGUGUUGGAUAUUCAUGCAUAUGGACAAGAGCGGCGCUUCAGGGGCUCGGCGUGUCGCCACGGAGCGUUGGCGGAAGGAUGAGCUCGUGUUCGACACUGUCCAGUGGCGCCGGGGUGACGGCUUUGCGGCGGACGUCAUGGCUUCUCACUGGAAACUUCUGCACGGAGGCUGCGUGGAGAGCCUUCGGAACCACAAGGAACGGUCGUGUAAGUGGCUCACCAUCUUCAGGCACCCGAUCGCGCGUCUUUUAUCCGCGUAUCACCAUUGCCUGGAGGCCCCCAAGGACCCCGUUUGCCCACCCACCGAAUCGACGGGGUUGGUAGUAUUUGCGGAACUCUGGGGUAACUUUGCCAUGAGGCAAUUCGCGCUGGAGUCCGUAUCACCGUCCGCAGUGAAGGAAUGGGCAGCGCAAAGGCAAGCACGAACGGGUACGUCCAUGUGGUACCUCGUCAAGGAGUACCUGGCUCGGGGAGGGAUAGCUGAAGACGAGGUGCUCGAGAGCAUGCUGGAGCCUGUGAAGGGGCUGCUUAGCACGCAGUACGCUGCUGUCGGCAUAGCCCAGGAGCUGGAAACGACGAUGGUUCUGUUUAGCAAGGCGCUAUCUAUGGAAGGUCUGGACUGGUCGUCCUCGUGGGCGACACUCGGCAUCAAUGAGGAAGUCAAACAAGAUUCAGAGUACGACAUCGCUGAAUCCGAACCAUUUCGCCAGGCUCUGGAGAAUCCUAGAAUUGUUUCUGCCCUACGGUUGGAUAUGUCUCUCUACGAGCAUGCCAUGCACGUGUUCAAGGAUCAAGUUGCCCAAUUUGGAAUUGAGUAAGAAUGACUGGCUACUGUAGGCCGUAGGUUCGAUACCAACGUUGGAGCACCUACGCUACCGGCCGCAUUCAGAUUUUUAGUGCUGUACCUGGAAGGGCUUAGACCUGUACAGGGAGGGGCGGUGCAUGACUCCAUCCAUAUUUUAGUAGCCGCAAAAGUUGUCUUGUUUUGAAUGUCUUGUCUUGCUUGCGAACGUCCUUAGCCCGCAUGCAUGCAUUCGGGAUUUGUUUCAUGCACACACUUCACGCUGUUGUGUGUCAAGAGAUGCACAGCACAUGCCACACCUACGAUAACAUAUGUAUGCAAGGUAGAGUGGCAUCACCCCUCUACAGUAGUAGCGAUUUUUUUGUUUGUUGGGUAUUGCGCUUUGCGGUGGUAUUUGCGAAGUGUUGGAGAUCAAUUGAAUCCUGUCAUUUUGACGCUUUUCUCAUUGUGAUUAUUAUUUAUAUGUGGGUUAUUUUAUUUUGGAGUAUUUGCGAACCGGGUGCUAAAGGCAGGGCUCGAGCGGUUGUAAAACGUGUUUUGUUGUGUUUAGGGAAUACCAACGCGUCCCGUGGCACUCGCCCGCCACAUUGGAUAUCUGUUGUGAGGACGGAUACCCGCCUCUUCCCACAGCAUGCUUGAUAGAUCCCCGAUUUUCUUUCGUUUCCUCAGCCUUUCUGUUUGCACAGUUGAGAUAGUGUACGUGGGCUCCUUCUCUCCCGAGUCUGUAGCCGCCUUGUUCUUCUGCUUGGGGCACCCUGCUCUGUAGCUUCCUUAAGCAUGUGUUUGGUCUUCUGGUCAUAAUUUCGACCUCUGGCCGAUCCUUUGGGGUGCUUUGAUGUCAGCGUCGGAGCUGCAGCGCCCCUUCCAGUGUUGUCCCAUUUUGCGGGCCAUACACUGUGUGUCUUGGGGAUUCUUUGUUGGAGCGCACAGUCUUCAAGCAUGUGUGGCGUGUUGGAUCUGUUGUUCCGACUUCUCGCACAAUCAAUUCUGAAUUAUUAUUAGUGUUUGAUUGCAGAACGCGCCACCACGUAGGCACCCCUUAUUUUGGGUGAGGCUCGACGCUUGUUGGCACAUAUUCCUAUGGUCCACGUUCUUAUU
Molecule: messenger RNA, 2786 nt
Organism: Ectocarpus sp. CCAP 1310/34
Lineage: Eukaryota; Phaeophyceae; Ectocarpales; Ectocarpaceae
Source: the annotation of a GenBank genome assembly